GGCAGUGAUUCAGAAUACUCCGCGUCUAACUUAUCGCGCGAUACCUUUCUUCUCUCUUCACCACAUCAAACCCUAAUCCGAACUCACCCCCAAUCCCCGAAACCCUAACCCUACUUCCUCGCCGCAACCGCCAUGGCCAAGAAACGAAAGGUCCGAUCCUCCGACCCCGAGCCCACUAAACCCGUCGAGCCAGCCCAGCAAGAUCAAGACCCAGUCGAACUCCAACAACAACAACAACAAGAACCACAACCCGAGCCAACCCUCCAAGACCCCAACGCCAUGUCCCUCGACGAACCCGCACACGAAGAGCAACACCUUCAAGAGCAAAACCCCGAGGAAGAGGAGGAGGACGAGGAGGAAGAUCAGCAGAAACCCGAAACCCUAGAGGAGGACCAACCCGAAACCCUAGAAGAGGCGAACCACGCCGCCGAGGCGAACGGCGCCGAGGAAGAAGAGGAGAACGAGGACCUCACUCUGGAAGAAGAGCCCGUGGAGAAGCUUCUCGAACCCUUCACGAAGGAGCAGCUUCACUCGCUCGUGAAACAGGCCGUUGAGAAGUUCCCUGAAUUCGUCGACAGCGUUCGCCAGCUCGCCGAUGUGGACCCCGCCCACCGGAAAAUCUUCGUCCACGGCCUAGGCUGGGACGCCACCGCCGAAACCCUAACCUCGGUUUUCGGAAAGUACGGCGAGAUCGAAGACUGCAAGGCCGUCACCGACAAGGUUUCCGGCAAAUCGAAGGGUUACGCCUUUAUCUUGUUCAAGCACAGGGACGAUGCUCGCAAGGCGCUGAAGAAUCCCCAGAAGAAGAUCGGGAACCGCACCACAUCAUGCCAGCUGGCCUCCGCCGGCCCGGUGCCGGCUCCGCCGCCGAAUGCAAAUCCGGUGUCGGAGUACACCCAGAGGAAGAUCUUUGUGAGCAAUGUCAGUGCUGAGAUUGAGCCCCAGAAGCUGCUUGAAUUCUUCAAGCAGUUUGGGGAGGUUGAGGAUGGACCUCUUGGUCUUGACAAGAACACUGGGAAACCCAAGGGUUUUGCUCUGUUUGUUUACAAGUCUGUGGAGAGUGCCAAGAAGGCUUUGGAAGAGCCUCAUAAGAACUUUGAGGGGCAUACUUUGUAUUGCCAGAAGGCUGUUGAUGGUCCUAAGGGGAACAAGGGGUAUCAUCAGUAUCACCACCAGCAGCAUUCUCAUCACCACCAUCACCAUCAGCCUCACUAUUCCAGGAAGGAUAAGAACAAGUAUUCAUCUGGUGGCGGUGGACCCUCGCAUGGUAGUGGUCAUUUGAUGGCCCCUUCGGGGUCUGCUGUCGGGGGUUUCAACCCUGGCGUGCCCGCGCAGGGUUUGAAUCCGGCGCUUGGACAGGCUUUGACUGCGUUGCUUACAAAUCAGGGAGCUGGACUUGGGGGGCUUGGAAAUCUGCUUGGAGGGCUUGGUGGUGCGCCGGUUAACCAGGCAGGGCCUCCUGCUUCGUAUGGGAAUCAGCCUGCUAUGGGCUAUGGGAACCAACCUGCAAUGCAACCAGGUUAUCAGAAUCCUCAAAUGGGGCAGAACAGUGGUGUGAGACCUCACCCUGGUGCUGGUGCUCCUUACAUGGGCCAUUAGGUAAGAAAUGGCCACACUUGGUGGGUGGGUUGGCUCUCACUAUACACAAGUGUACCCUGGUUUGGAGUGAAUGUCGGAGAAGAUCAGAUAGGUGCGAUGGUGUUAUCAUCUUUGCAAUUAUCCAUGGGUAUGAUCUUUUCUUUUUUACUUUUGAUUGUCCGGGAAAGUUAAGUUCGGAAACUUGCCUUCAUUUCACUCACGGAAGCUUUCAAUUGAUUUCUAAAGAUGUUUGUCUUUUAAUUCCAAAUUGGAUUUCGGGGUCUCAAAUUUUGACGUAUAAUCUUCUUGGAGAAAAGCCUAAUUAUAUACUGUUGUCAGUAUUUGGUAAAGCUGCAAAAAAAAAGUUAUUUUAUAGAAUCUAACCCCAAAAUAAGUUGCUUUGCCAGAAUGUGUUUAGAAAUCUUGUCGCAAACAGCUGUUUUUAUCUUAGUGCAAAGCUGAAGCGCUUUUGAAUGGCAGUACUAAACUGGGAAUAAGUUGUAUUCAUUGAAAGUCCAACUUUUUCUUGGUGUUUUUAAUUUCCGUGGGACUGAAAAUGCAUGAUUUUCUUAUUAGGACUAAUUUUUUGGAUGCUGUUUAACGUUCUUGAUGAUAUAAUGAAGAUCAUACUGAUAUCGAUACAGCUUGAGAAGGCAGUUGUUGUUGGCACACGCACCAACUGUACAUGUGGCUCUCAAGCAUCAAGGUAUGGUACUGAAGAAGGGUACUGAUAAUGUGAAAAGGAUCACUUAAUUUGUCUAGUUACAUUUUGUUAGAGUUGCAAUGAAUUGGGAUGAGGGGCUACAUUUGAUUUUGGAAAUUUUAGCUUUAUUUCGACAUUAGACCUCCGGAAAGAUGGAAGAGUUGUCCAUGCUGUAAUACAGUACUUGUCAUAUUAAGUUGGACAUCAUUCUUUUCUUGAAGAUAGACAAAACAUCUAUACUUGG
This is a messenger RNA of Cajanus cajan (pigeon pea), 2525 nucleotides long. RefSeq names its product UBP1-associated protein 2B. Lineage: Eukaryota; Viridiplantae; Streptophyta; Magnoliopsida; Fabales; Fabaceae. The record is from RefSeq and is a predicted model, not a curated record. Gene Ontology annotation, molecular function: RNA binding.